CAGGAAGGAGGGAUGGGGGGUGGAGGUCUGGAGGUGGAGGGGGGUCCUUCCAGACUCACUGGAGCCUGCCAGUAACAGCCUCAUUGAGACUGAAUGAGACGUCUUAAUUACUCCAGUUGUGAAAACUAAAGGAGGCGGGUGGAGGGACGGGAGGAUGUCUGCUUUGAUCUCAGAGUCUGAGGGAGUUUGAUGCCCCCCUAUAAAUACAGACCAGCAGAGCUGAGGGGGGUUAGUUAAACUCUCCCAGUACCAGGACCAGGACCAGCACAGACCACCUCCUGCACUCUGGAACUUUUAUAACACACAAGGAUUUACUCUUUUUUUGAGAUACUCUGCAGCCAUGAGAGGAGAUUUUUCUAUCGAGUGGAUGGCCCAGAGCAGCCAGCCUGUAGGUACAGAGACCGCCUCGGCCUCUGGACCUGGACCAGGACCAGGACCCGCUGCCUGUGGGACUCAUUCAGAGAGUCUGCCGGGUUUUUACUGCAGACAGAAGGCAGAAAAUUCACCGGAGCAGCAAGAAAGCAGGAGCCAGGACCUGGAUGCUUUCAGUCUGCAGCACCAAACCUCUCACAGUAACCAAGUGACUGAAGCAGGUUUCAGUAGCGGGACGGAGGAGGAGACCUCAGGGUACGAGAGUGAAGGUGGUCGCUCCGUCUCCCCCACGGCGACCGCCGACUGCUCCUCCACCUCGCCAGCGUCGCCUCUGUCUGGGAGGAGGCCUCGUACGGCCUUCACGGCGGAGCAGAUCAGCAGCCUGGAGAGGGCCUUCAAGAGGAACGCCUACCUGGGAACACAAGACAAGGCCGAGCUCUGCAAGAAGCUCAACCUGUCUGACAAACAGAUCAGAAACUGGUUCCAGAACCGGCGGAUGAAGCUGAAGAGGACGGUGCAGGACGCCCUGGCUCACGCAUGCCAGGCAAACGUUGCCUCUCAGUUCAUGCAUUACCCCGAGCUGCAGGCCUACAGACCGGGUCCCUACACCAGGUACCACUCAGCAUCAGUACCGGAGGGCCCGACGGCGGCCUCCUACGUCCAUCCACACAGCCUGCAGUAUGGCUCCUCUCUGCCCAGUGUCCCCUCACUGCCCCUGGACUCUUUCUACCAGUACAACGGUCUCCCAGCAGUCAUGCUGCCCUCUGCCUCAACACCACUCAUGGGAACCUACCCGAGCUACCCCCAGUAUUACUGAUGCUCUCAUCUUCACUGUGAUAUUCUGUCAGACAAAAUUAGAAUGCAUUGAUUUUAUUCAAUCAUCAAUGCUAACGGAAAUAAUAAGGAACAGUUCUUCCUGCUGUGAAGCUUAAGUCCAACAGGGUGGUUGUGUGCAAUACUGUGAUUUAUGUGUGUGUGUGUUUGUAUCUCUGAUGUAUAGUUUGGAUAUAUUUAAAUUUGAAUCUAAGAAGUUGUUUUAUUUGAUUUGUGUUUGUUAUGUGAAAUCAGACUGC
Messenger RNA from Sebastes umbrosus (honeycomb rockfish), 1445 nucleotides. RefSeq names its product ventrally expressed dharma/bozozok antagonist (gene ved). Gene Ontology annotation, molecular function: sequence-specific double-stranded DNA binding. The coding region runs from base 341 to 1189 and encodes 282 amino acids. The transcript is spliced from 3 exons. Gene Ontology annotation, biological process: neuron projection morphogenesis; spinal cord motor neuron cell fate specification; endocrine pancreas development. NCBI's taxonomy places the organism in Eukaryota, Metazoa, Chordata, Actinopteri, Perciformes, Sebastidae. Gene Ontology annotation, cellular component: nucleus. The record is from RefSeq and is a predicted model, not a curated record.